GAGUCCACGCACCAGCUGACAUGCUUGGUUUGGGUCGGUGCGGUCAGCAGGAUAUGACCCCGCCCCUACCGCAAAAAUUCUUUUGUCCCUUUUUGUCCGUGUGUGGUGUCACCACAUGUGGAACGAGAAGCAUGGAAAAACCUAGCGUGAGCGAAAUGCUUCAGACAACACGCAGUUCACGCACGCACGCACAGCCAGCCACCGAACACGUAACGCAGCUUGCAUCCACCAGAUGUCGCCGUCGGUCAAGUUUCGCCCCCAUGCCCCUCGUAAGGCGCAUGCGUGGUUCGCUCACGUCCACAUUUUCCCAUGUAAGCCUUGAGUGGACGAGGCACUUCCGCUCGUUGUAUUUUGAAAGGGUGCCGAGCGGACGUGUCGCGGACGUUUUCUUUUGGCCGUUGAAUUUGAUGCCGCUCGCACAGCAUCGACGCGGCAGGAAGCGGAGCUACGAGCAGAGCGACGAGCGGACCGCUAGCGACGGCCAAGCAGCGGCGGCAGCAGCAGCGGCAGCAGCAGCGGCAGCGGCAGCAGCAGCAGCAUGGCGACGCCAGGAGCGGAGCCCCUGCUCGGCCAGCCGGUGGCAUCGCCGCCGCCCGGCCACAUCGGCGCCAACGGCGGGGCCGCGCCGCCUAACAGCCGCGGCUUGGAGCGAGCGCUUGAGGAGGCGACGCUCAGCGGCGCGCUCAACCUCAGUGCCAGGAAACUCAAGGAGUUCCCGCGGACGGCGGCCGGAGUCGACCUGAGCGAUACGGUGGAAGCAGAUUUGUCCAAGAACCGUCUGUCGGACGUGCCCUCGGAAGUGUGCCACCUGGUGGCCUUGGAGAGCCUCAACUUGUACCACAACUGCAUCCGAAGCAUCCCGGACGCCGUCAUCAGCCUGCACUCGCUCACCUGGCUCAACCUCAGUCGCAACCAGCUGAGCUCGUUACCGGCCUGCUUGUGCACUCUGCCGCUCCGAGUCCUCAACGCCAGCAACAAUAAACUGGUCAGCCUGCCCGAGAGCGUCGGACAACUGCGUCGCCUCAUGGAGCUGGACAUUAGUUGUAACGAGCUCACGACCCUACCGCGACACAUCGGACGUCUUCGGGCCUUACGGGAGCUCAACGUACGACGGAAUCUGCUCUGCGUCCUUCCGGAAGACCUGGCCGACCUUCCUCUGGUCAAGUUGGACUUCUCGUGCAACAAGGUGUCGACCAUUCCGCUGAGCUACCGCAAAAUGGCGCGGCUGCAGGCCCUGCGCCUGGAGAACAACCCGCUGCAGAGCCCACCGGCACAGAUCUGUCUCAAGGGCAAAGUUCACAUCUUCAAGUAUCUCAGCACGGAAGCGUGUCGCAGCGACAAGAUGGCCGACCCGCUCUACCUGCCCGUCAUGGAGCGCCUCAGCCUGAUGCGCGGCGAGGACUCGGAGCAGCAGAGGAAGCAAGACAGCGACUCGGGAGUGGACAGCGACGUCGGAGACAAGAGGCUGUCGGCGACCGAGCCGUCGGACGAAGACACGCUGAGUCUCAACGUGCCCAUGAGCCACAUCACCGAGGAGGACGGACUCGGCAAGGACGACUCCAGCGAACACAUCAGCUCCCUGACGGAUCCCAGCUCGGAGGCGGCGCGUCUAACCGAGGAGAGCCCCAGCGAGCCGUUGUACGGCAAGGGCCAGACGGCGGCGGCGGCGCCAGACUCGGACGAGCCGCUGAGGAUCGACGAAGACUUUCACUGGACGUCAGAGCACGAGUCAAAGGUGACGGGGGACGACUCGGACGUGAUCGGCCAGCCGAAGGAGGCCGCGGAGCUUGUGCGGAAUCCCGGCAGAAUCAACCUGGAGCAGGAAGAGCUGUGCGGCGUGCGACUGUACCCGGUGGAAAGGCUCACGGCGGACCCCUCCGUCAACGGGCAGGACAGCGACGACGACGACGGCGGCGGCAACGCGCCAAAGCGACUGAACCCGAGCAGACUUCCCACAAUGUCCGCUGCGCCCUUUGGACUCAAACCUCGCUCGGCCCCCUCCUCGCUGCCCUGCUCGCCCCCUCUCUCCCCCACCCGUCUCUCGCAGGCCCCGCCCCUCUGCGGAACUUGUAGCCGCGGAAAGGGAGGCGCGCCCCAGUGCGUGUUCCUACGCAGCCAUAAGAGUGUGGAGUGUGUGGACCCGCAGUUCACCAUGAGGAGGAAGAUGGAGCAGCUGAGGGAAGAACUGGAGCUGAUGGAACAGCUCCGAGACAGUAUCGAGAGCCGGCUGAAGGUGGUGCUUCCCGAUGACCUGGGCUCGUCGCUGAUGGACGGCGUGGUGCUUUGCCACCUGGCCAAUCACAUUCGCCCGCGCUCUGUGGCCAGCAUCCACGUGCCCUCGCCCGCCGUGCCCAAACUCAGCAUGGCAAAGUGUCGCCGCAACGUGGAGAACUUCCUGGACGCCUGUCAGAAGAUGGGCGUGCCCGAGUCUUCUCUGUGCUCCGCAUAUGACAUCAUCCAAUGCCGCCUGCCGCCCCUGUGCGCCACGGUCAGGACGCUGGUGGGCGGGAAGCGCUCGGAGGCCAUCCGACCUCUGAACAAAAAAGCCGCAGCGGCGGCGGCGGAUUCGGUCUCUGCGUCCACUCAGACCCCGCCCCCGGCCUGGCGGCGGCGGUGGUGGGACCUGAUUGGCUGCAGCCUUGGCCACCUCUUCUGCCUGCUGCUGCUUUUUGCCGUCUACCUUUGGAGCGAGCUGACGUAACCGCAGCGAUGGGGAAAAAGCGUCCCCGGGUUUUGGCGCAAUGGCAACCUGAAAGGAGCCCAAAUGUCAGGCUUCCGACGUCAAGCAAAAGCGCUCGCUUGCGCAGGUCCAAAUGUAACGCUAACGCUAGCCUCAUUGUUAGCAUUGGCCAUUUAGCAUUCCGUUUGAGUGUCUUCUCACUUUUGUAUGGUUUUGUGCUCACGUUUUUUUUUUUUUUUCAACUUGAGCCACACAAUGGCGAUUUAGCACAAUCCCGCCAGAAGGUCUUCAAAGUCUUUCCUUGUAACGCGCUUUUGCAACAGCCUAAGCAAAGCACUUGACACAACAUAGCACAUAGUCAGAAGAUAACAUCCCAUCACGGCAACUGUACGACUCGUUUGAAGCGAUGAAAGCCAAGCCGUAUGGAAGAAACGCUCCUCCGUUUGAAAAAUGUCAAUUUUGUGCUGUGUUGUGCCCUUAAAAACUGUCAACUGGUGUUUGUAACAAAGAACCCAUAUUUACCUAACAUGUCAAUAAUUUGCAUUGAAUUGUGAUGUGUCGUUAAUCUUUUGUCAAAGGUGCCGCGCUCGCCCGUUACGGAGCGUAGCUGCCCGCUGACGUCAUGCCCGGAGGCGGAGCGAUCAGAGCAGUGGGCAAUGUUGUUCCGAUUGCAAAGCUCAAGUUCCAAUCCAAAAAGUAGCCGCUUGAAGAUGACCAAAAUCCAAUUUUGAAAAGCAAAGUAGCCUCGAUACCACUUUGAACACCCCCAAAUGAAUCGAACAGUCGGCCAAUUUCAAUCUGAAUGGAAGAG
This is a messenger RNA of Syngnathus acus (greater pipefish), 3491 nucleotides long. It is a transcript of the gene lrch1, whose product is annotated as leucine-rich repeats and calponin homology (CH) domain containing 1. NCBI's taxonomy places the organism in Eukaryota, Metazoa, Chordata, Actinopteri, Syngnathiformes, Syngnathidae. The transcript is spliced from 19 exons. The record is from RefSeq and is a predicted model, not a curated record. Bases 539 to 2701 code for a protein of 720 amino acids. Gene Ontology annotation, molecular function: protein binding.